AUGGUCCGUUACGCUGCCACUCCUGCUAACCCAGCCAAGUCUGCUUCUGCCCGUGGUUCUUACUUGAGAGUUUCCUUCAAAAACACCAGAGAAACCGCCCAAGCCAUCAAUGGUUGGAAAUUAGAAAAAGCUCAAAAAUACUUGGAUCAAGUUUUGGACCACCAAAGAGCUAUUCCAUUCAGAAGAUACGCUUCUUCUAUUGGUAGAACCGCUCAAGGUAAAGAAUUCGGUGUCACCAAAGCUAGAUGGCCAGCUAAAUCUGUUAACUUUGUUAAAGAUUUAUUAAGAAAUGCCCAAGCUAACGCUGAAGCUAAAGGUUUAGAUUCUUCUAAAUUAGUUAUUUCUCACAUUCAAGUUAACCAUGCUCCAAAACAAAGAAGAAGAACUUACAGAGCUCACGGUAGAAUUAACGCUUACCAAUCCACUCCAUCUCACAUUGAAUUAACUUUGACUGAAGAAGAUGAAGUUGUUGAAAAAGCCGUUGAAGAAAAACAAGUUAGAUUAAACUCAAGACAAAGAGGUAGAUUAGCUUCUCAAAGACGUUUGACUGCUGCUUAA
Candida tropicalis MYA-3404 is the source of this 558-nucleotide messenger RNA. It is a transcript of the gene RPL17B, whose product is annotated as 60S ribosomal protein uL22. The record is from RefSeq and is a predicted model, not a curated record. Bases 1 to 558 code for a protein of 185 amino acids. Gene Ontology annotation, cellular component: ribosome; cytosolic large ribosomal subunit. Gene Ontology annotation, molecular function: structural constituent of ribosome. The transcript has a single exon. Gene Ontology annotation, biological process: cytoplasmic translation. NCBI's taxonomy places the organism in Eukaryota, Fungi, Ascomycota, Pichiomycetes, Serinales, Debaryomycetaceae.